GUGAAGGAGUGGGACCAUCAGUCAGUCAGAUACGGUGUUCACUUCAGGAAGCAUCUGUGUGGCAGCAGUUUUUUGUCUGGAGACUCGCGCUUAGGAAACAUGAAGAUGAUGAUGGUGACGAUGAAGAUGAUGAUGGUGACGAUGAUGAUGAUGGUGACGAUGAUGGUAGAGGCGGCCUCACGUGAAACAGAGGAAUCAGAGGCGCGUUACAUUUACAUCAACACCGACUCUCCCUUAACUAUCGCCGCCCUACUCAAUGUCCCCCUCUCCCUGGCAUUACCUCUCCUCGCCCGCCGCCGCCACUACAGUAGAGAACGAAGCUACCAUCACGACCCGAAUCUGGAAUCUGAACUUCACAAUCACGUCACUCCUGAACUGCCGCUGUACGAUGACCCCCAUUACACCGCUGAGGUGGACAAGCUCAAGUCCUACUUUAAAUUCCUUCAGGUCGAUGAGGAGGAGUGCCGUGAGAAGAUGUUGUGUCAGCUGGCGAGUGACCCACAAGUCUAUUACCCCGUCUCCAACAUCAUGCUGAAGGAACUCCGUGAGCGCCACGGGCCUGUGAUGGAAGAAAAAGACAACAGGUUUUGGAGGUACACGAAGGCGUCACAGACGGGGAUUACGGCCGCCCCUGGAGACUGUGAGGUCUUCUACCCCUCCUGCACCCUAGCUCUCCACGACCUCCUCAACAUGGGAGUCCUCAAAGUGUGGCAGAUCCUCGGCAGACUCCUGAAAAUCAGCUUUACUGACUACUAAGCUAUCGUGUAGGUCAUCCCGGGAGGCGUGUAUAAUGUUAUGUUAAAAGUAGACUUGACAUUAUUUUCCGUAUCAAAAUGUUAUAUACAGGGGGCAACUGAUCCGCGCAGAAACAAUGAUUUAUGAUUACGUGAAAUAUUCAAAUAAUAAAUAUCAUUAAUAACGAA
Molecule: messenger RNA, 923 nt
Organism: Homarus americanus (American lobster)
Lineage: Eukaryota; Metazoa; Arthropoda; Malacostraca; Decapoda; Nephropidae
Exons: 5
Coding region: 100-756 (218 amino acids)
Source: RefSeq, a predicted model, not a curated record